Messenger RNA from Musca domestica (house fly), 1599 nucleotides. RefSeq names its product cyclic GMP-AMP synthase-like receptor 2. NCBI's taxonomy places the organism in Eukaryota, Metazoa, Arthropoda, Insecta, Diptera, Muscidae. Bases 160 to 1263 code for a protein of 367 amino acids. The transcript has 4 exons. The record is from RefSeq and is a predicted model, not a curated record.
UCUCCUUCAUUUGAAUAUCAGCAGGCGGUGGAAGAGUGAUAGAAGGUAACGCGUGACAGUAAACUAUCAAAUCAUUCUAAUUGGAAGGAAGAAUUGCAAAUUUCGGCACAACAGAAGCUGAGGAAAUCUCCAACGGAUUGUAAGCAUUUCCUUGACAGCAUGUCUACCUUUGAACAACAUUUACUCGACAUUGAUGACGCGAUUGGACCUGAGGUCGAAGAAAGAAAUACCCAUUUGAAGUUAAAGCAAAAGGUGACCGAAUGGCUAAUCGAGGAAAUGCGUAGGGCAGACACCGUCUUCGAUAAACUCUGUGUGGGUCUAUCUCCGUAUGCCGGCAAUAAUGAUUGGAAUGGUGAUUUUAAAUCAAAUGAAUUUGAGGUCAUUUGUGUAUUGGAAUUUCCCUACGCCAUGCAAAUUGGUUUGGACAACGAUCGUCGCGGAUUUGUACAUCUCGAUAUGUACGAUGUACUCAACAAAUUGGCAAAUGACAGCAAAUCGGAUGACGUCUUUAUAUUGCUCAGCAAUUUGGUUAGUCUGGAGACAGCCUAUCUGCAGCGACAGGCGUUACAAAACUGGAUAUCUCAGGUCAUUAAUAAGGCCCUGGAUUCAAUGCACAAUUAUCCCUACAAAGUGGCAUACAAUCGAUGCGAAUACGCCCACAUAUUGUCGGUUUUCGAACGCACCACCACCGUGCGAAUGAUUGCAAUUGAUUUCCGACCCGUCAUUGCAUUCGGCAAAGUUAACUGGAUGAAAACGUAUGCCAAGACGAUAAAGAAUAAAUACUACUACAGUUGGUAUGCCCUGCCAAUCGAAUCAUCACUUCCCGCGGACAAUCAUACACAUGAAUAUACGUUCCUCAUGAUAAAUCCAAUGGCCGAGAACGAAUUGCUGUGGUCGAACGAAAGUCUGAAAGUUGUCUUUCGUCUGUUGUGUUCAUUACGGGAUAACUAUGGAUUACAUGAACUGCGAGAUUAUAUGAUAACGAAUACAUUGUUCUGGCUGGUGAAAAAGUCAAGUGGACUUUUGAAUGGCCCCACACGAGAUAUAUUCAUUGAUGCAUUGCUUAGACUGAACAAGUUUUUCGAUGAUGCCAAUAUGCCAUCGUUUUGGGUGGUGGAAUGCAAUUUAUUGGACGUUUUCACCAAAGUUGAUAUACAAUUGUACAAAAAGAAAUUCCAACGUAUUUAUACACAAUUUGUCAGUUAUCGCAAGACAAAGCAAUUGCCACUUGACCGAGUCUUGGAACAUUUCUUUGUAAAGUAAGGAGAUGAUGGUCCCAAUAAUUUGUCGGGAACAAAUUCAUCAGCCCGAUGAGAAGUGUUUAAUUGUAUUAUUUUGAAUUGAUUUCAAUUGGCGAAUGUUUUAUGAAUUAGUUGUUAUUUUACAUCGCCUUGAAUCGAAUCGAUUUUUUUUAAUUUUUCGUUAUUAUUUUUUUUAUUACAUUUUCAAUGUAAAAUUUUGAAUACAAUUAUUGUUGUUAUUAUGAAUUAAUUUUUUUUUUUUGGAUAAUUGUAUUAUUUUGAAUUGACUUUAAAUGCUGAUUUUUUUAUGAAUUACUUGUUAUUUCACAUCACCUUGAAUCGAAUCGAUUUUUUUUUA